CUAUGAUUUAGAUCUUUUUAUCAAAUUUAUUUUACUGAUUGCAAAUUUGUAAUUUAUACUUACUUUUUUUAUUUUUGUCUUAUUUGUGUUCAUGUAACUCGAAAUUGCAUGUUAAAACUGUGGAUUUGAUUAGGGUUUGACAAUGUCGAAUCUGUAUGGGGAUUAUAAUCAAAAGAUUGAUUAUGUAUUCAAGAUCGUGUUAAUUGGAGACUCAGCUGUAGGGAAAUCUCAGCUAUUGUCACGGUUCGCGAAAAAUGAGUUCAGUUUGGAUUCAAAAGCAACUAUUGGGGUUGAAUUCCAGACAAAGACAGUUGCUCUUGAUCACAAGACGGUGAAGGCACAGAUUUGGGACACUGCCGGCCAAGAAAGGUAUCGAGCAGUGACAAGUGCAUACUACCGUGGUGCAGUUGGUGCAAUGUUGGUGUAUGACAUGACAAAGCGUCAAUCAUUUGACCACAUGGCAACAUGGCUAGAUGAAUUAAGGGGGCAUGCUGAUAAGAAUAUUGUUAUUAUGCUCAUUGGUAACAAGUGUGACUUGGGAAGUCUUCGAGCAGUACCAACUGAAGAUGCCCAGGAGUUUGCAGAAAGAGAGAAUCUAUUCUUUAUGGAGACCUCGGCACUAGAGGCCACCAAUGUUGAUACUGCAUUUCAGACAGUUCUUACAGAAAUAUACCGGUUCUUCAGCAAGAAAUCCCUCGCUGCCAACAAUGGGACGGAUAAUGGGAAUUCGGGUAUUAAAGGAAUCAAGAUUGUUGUCCCCAACCAGGAGCAUGAUACUGGAAGGAAGGGUGGCUGUUGCAGAUCUUCUUAAAAUUCACUCUCCACCUUUUUCUUUUUGUAUUCAAAUUUUUGGAAAAUGGUGUUCAUGUAGGGUACAAUUGUGUCGACAAAAAAUGA
This is a messenger RNA of Cornus florida, 897 nucleotides long. Its product is annotated as ras-related protein RABA4d-like. The transcript is spliced from 2 exons. The record is from RefSeq and is a predicted model, not a curated record. Gene Ontology annotation, cellular component: endosome. The coding region runs from base 143 to 811 and encodes 222 amino acids. NCBI's taxonomy places the organism in Eukaryota, Viridiplantae, Streptophyta, Magnoliopsida, Cornales, Cornaceae. Gene Ontology annotation, molecular function: GTPase activity; GTP binding.